AUGGCCACUCGAAAACGGAAGCGCGAAUUUCAAGACGAUUUUCAACAAGAAUCGCGAGUUACUGAUGCUAUUCCGACAGGUAGCGAUGGUGCGAAGGUUCCAGCAAAGAGGCAGCGUAUAGAGAAGCCUGAAAAACUCAUAAUCAAACCCCCCAUCUUUCCAUUAUCGGCUAGAAAACUUCGCGCCCGUAAGAAAGACGACUCCUCUCCUAGAGACACAUUUGCUAGAGCAGCUUCAUUGAGAAAGAGCAAGCGUAACAGCCUGAGCAACCUCUCAUUAGCCUCGAUAAAGGCCCCAAUACUCACAUUGAAGGGGACCCUGCAGAAGAAGGUGGCAAAAGCAGUUAGAAAGCGGUCCAUGAAAGGGUUGAAAGAUUACAGCCUACCUCUAGAGAACACAACUGUCUUCAGUCGGUACAUUAUGGAUGCACAAAGAGCAGCCAAGGAUGCUGAGCUUCAGCAGAAGAUCGAACGCGAGAUCAAGAUGCGUGACGGUACUGCUAAGCUACUGGCAGCAUCCAAACACCCAGCCCAACUCAUGGAGGCUGCCAAGUCCUUGUUGACGUCAAACACACGUGUCCUGUCAUACAUGUCCGAGUUACAGAAGAGGAAGUCUGAAGAAAUUUUGAAGAAGCAGCAGUCGGAGAGUGUUGAAGGGGACCAAACGCCGUGCAAAGCUAAAUUUGCCGUGUCAGACAUUCGGAUACCUCUCAUGUGGAAAGACACGGAUCAUUUUAAGAACAAAGGAGAUCACCGUCGGUAUGCUGUAUUCUGUCUCCUCAAGAUUGGGACUGAAAUAUUCGACACGACGCUAGUCAAGGAUGUGGAUAGGAGUAAAACAGACAUUACUUUUGAUGAUGUUAUAAUUUUUGAGAACAUUCCAAAUGACUUCAAAUUUGAGAUAGAAAUCUAUUCCCAUCAACUACACGAAGAUGUUUCCAUAGCUAGUACACCAAAGAAGAUUAAGAAGAAGAUUAAUGACAUUUCCUCGUCUAUGGGCCGAUCUGUAGGGCGACGGUUGUCUGGCUUAAAAGAAGAUGAGCUCAUGAACAGCAUGCUAGUUGGUCCUCGCUUUGAUCAGGUGGCGCAUGCAACAUUGAGACUAUCAGAUGUUAAAGGUGCUAUUGGUAUUUAUGACUUGGUCAUAGAUACUCCCCCAACUAGUACAGAGAACACAAAACCAGAUGGAACCUCAUCUCAGGAACUUCCGAUGUUUGGAAACUUCUGUUGUAACCUAGCAGUUCAACCCUACUGCCUUAUUAACGAGACUAUUUCAGGAUAUCUUAGUGUAGAGGCUCAUGAUGACAACAAGAAAUGGCAACGCUUUUGGUGCUCCCUUAAGAAUCUUCAGUUGUCGUGUUGGCUUCAACCAGAGAAUGCGGGGCUAUGUGAGCCAGACUAUUCUAUACCAGUCACAAAGUUUUCCCAGAUAUCGGAAGCGUCGACGUCGACGUGUUCACGGCCGCAUGGCAUCCACGUUAUGUCUCAGGGUGGUAUCUAUUCGUGUACAUUGGCAGCAGAGAGUAAGGAUGACAGAACACGAUGGUGGGAUGCGUUCCAACAGCAUUUAUUGGAUCAAGCUUUAUGGCUGCACGCUUGUGAUCGCUUGAUGGAGAUCAAGAACCCUACCACGAGAAAGGUAGGAUUCAUAACACGGAAGCCGUCAUUAUACGAUGAGAUAGGAACGUCCUUAGAUUCUGCCGAUGAAGAUACAAGGUCAACAAGUUCUGCGGAUUCAGCGAGCGGUCGAAGUCACAGUCAUAGUCCGAUUACAAAGCAGAUUAGUCUCAGUUAUGAACUCCCGCAUAAUCAGUUUUAGGAAAACACUCCAUGACUGACAAUGUGAUUCAAUUACUCAGCAACAAACUCGUUGCUGCCUGGGAUUAUGGACAGUGUUGUGCAGUACCUUGUGGAACAUGAGGUAAAUACUAGGACCUUGGGAGAGGGUUGGGAAAGACUUGGCUAUUUUGAAAGUUGCUCAAGCUUAGCCUGAUGAUGACCAUUGCAGUGAAGGCUUACUUCUGCAUGAGCCUAAAACUCUUGGGUGCCUUUUAGAUACUGUUUAAAUAACUCCUGGUUCCUACAGUUCUACAUGAGAAACAACAUGAUUCCACUAUAGUAGUGAUGUUGUAUAAAGUGGUGCUAAACUCGUUGUAAUUUGCCCCAUUUAGAUGUAGAAGUGGGGCUUUGAAUCGGAUGCAAGGGGGUGUGGUGUUGGCUUCCUAGUCAAGGUUGUCUUGAAAUAGUAAUAAAGCCUGUGUAAUAAACUUGAACCAUAGGACAAAUCCUAAACGUUUGACUUAACACAUUAUCCGUACACAUCUACAUGUAGUGUUAUGUUAGUUGGACUAGAACCCGUUGUGGGUUUAUGUAUGCAACUGUCAAUGCUUAUCUUGUACCCACCUUCCUCCUUGAUGAAAGGAUGCCAAUGCUUUACCUAACCCUUAGGAAAGGGGGGGGGGGUGUAAGAUGGGCAUUGAAAGUUGCAUUUGCUGUCUCUACUUGUGGGUGUGGCAAUCAAUGUGGCUUAUCUAAGAUCAUUAUUAAGUACUAGUUGGUCGGUCUGAGAUUACCACUGACAGUGACGUAUUCGAUGUAUAUUUGCAGUUUGAUGGUUUAGACACUUAUAUUUUACUGAACAAAUGUUAUUUAUGUAUGUGUACCUUUGAGCAAUCUGUAUAAGUUUGUAGUUGUUAGAAUUAGAUAAUCAUACUCCAGUUAACCUGUGUAAUACAUGACGGCAAUACAUUGUACUUCUACCCUUUGAAUAUAAGUGUUAUUCAGUUGCUGAUUAAUUGACGCAUUGCAAAAGCCAGAUCUGCAGAGUAUCAUGCACUUUCGCAUUGCUUUCAAAUAGGCUGUAAUGUCUGCUUUUAGAAUAAAAGCAACUGGCUGGUGCAGUGUUUGCAACUGGCUGGUGCAGUGUUUAUCAAAGCCUGCUUCUAGAAUGAAAGCAACUGGCUGGUGCAGUGUUUAUUGCCUGCUUCUAGAAUAAGAGCAACUCACUGGUGCAGUGUUUAUUGAUAUGAAAGCAACUGGCUAAGGCAGUGUUUCUUGCCUGCUUCUAGAAUAAGAGCAACUCACUGGUGCAGUUUGUAUGGCAUUCUGCUAUUGCUGCUUGCUGUUGCUAGUGAUGAGAGCUGGGGACUUAUUCUUAAUCAAACUGAUGUUUUUCAUAACAGGUUACAUAUAAAAUGACACUUUGCAUGUUUGGCACAUUGAUGUUGACUGUUUACAUCUCUAUUUUGAAAUAUCAGGCAUGUUGAUGUUAAAGUUAGUGGGGUUUUGAAGGUUUGGCAAUAGUUUUAUAAAAUUUUAACAGACCAGGUGACCUACAUUGUACAUGGAUGCAAUCAGCUCAAGGAAGAAGAUGAGCAUUGAAUAGCACUUUGAGCUUAUGAAGUUGGUCUGGUCUGUUUCCAUCAUUUACUUUUGAAACUGUUAGCAAAUGGUUUUGAAUACGAGCGAAGACACAUUCUUAGCAAUAUAUGAGACCCUUUUGUGGUAUUCUAAACCCUGGCAUUUAUGAAAAAAUCUAUAAUCUUGGCGGCUCUCUUGAAGCUCCCUGCUUUUUACCCGUUUUCAGUGUUUGUUUGAUGAGAAAUUUACUGAAUGCACACUCUCUAAUAUGGGGUAUAAUUGUACAACUCUCGUCUUAUUUUGAUACACUUUGUCAGAUUUAGAGGAAUCACUCUCAUACUUCCAACCUCGAGUGUCUUCAGAUCAAACGCAGCUAAGUAACUUCACUUUUAAUGGGCACUAUGACAAUACUAUCGUUUUUCUAUACUUCAAUUGUAGAGAACUGGCAUGAUAGAUAGCUCAAGUUUAACUUCAAUAAGACAAGUACCAGUUGCAAUAAAAUAAUGAACCUGCAGUUGUGAGCCCCAGUACUGUGUGGUUAAAACAUGUGACUCGCUCUACCAAAACUAGGCGCUUGUCGCAUCUGAACUUGACAGGUUGAUACAGACUUGUUGUUCAUUUCCCUAUUGUUGACCUUUUGUGAAAUCUAUUACAAACUGAUUUGGUCACAUUUCACAAAAGGUCUAAAAUAGGGAAAUGAACAACAAGUCCGUAUCAACCUGUCAAGUUCAGAUGCGACAAGCGCCUAGUUUUGGUAGAGCGGGUCACACAUUUGGUUUGAAUUCUAGUACCAGUAUUGCUCUCUAUUGGCAUAACUUAAUUUUAGUUGGUGAGGGGUAUCAAACAGGUGAAAUGUUUGAACUAUCUACGUGUACUGUGGGACUUUUAGAGUUAAAUAUAUGCAUAUUUGUGGUUGAUAAAUGUCACAAUCAUGUACUUGAUGUCACUGUACACUUCAAGUGUGAACCGAGUUGUGAACUGUGUUCUUGCCUGUGGAUGGAACAUUUUGUGGAGUAAAUGAUUUCUAUAGGUUUUUAUUGAA
Molecule: messenger RNA, 4401 nt
Organism: Lineus longissimus
Lineage: Eukaryota; Metazoa; Nemertea; Pilidiophora; Heteronemertea; Lineidae
Product: rhotekin-like
Exons: 12
Coding region: 1-1818 (605 amino acids)
Biological process (GO): actomyosin contractile ring assembly; septin ring organization; signal transduction
Cellular component (GO): actomyosin contractile ring
Source: RefSeq, a predicted model, not a curated record